Messenger RNA from Ilex paraguariensis (yerba mate), 707 nucleotides. Lineage: Eukaryota; Viridiplantae; Streptophyta; Magnoliopsida; Aquifoliales; Aquifoliaceae. The record is from the annotation of a GenBank genome assembly.
UCUCCUUGGUUUCUGGCUCUCUGUUCAUCAUCCCAUCAUCUCCCCAAUCUCACUCCUCUUCUCUCCCUAUACUCUGUCUCUCUCUCUCUGCAUAUAUCAGCAGGCUUUGAAGAGGAAAGAGAGAAGAGAAAAUAAAGAGAGAGAAGAUGUUGCUGGGAAAGAGGUCACGCCCUCCGAUGAAGAGAACUACGAGCAUGACUGAGUUCAGCUUGGAUCUCAUCAACAACGGUGAGAUUCAGCCGUCCGAUGCUCACGACCCGUUGAAGAGGGGUUUAGAUCAACGGUUCUCAGCAGCUGCCGCCGUCUCUCCUAGAAUUCAUCAUCGGAAGUCUGCUGAUCAUAUCAAAACUGCUCAUUUCUUGAGGGCUUGUUCCCUUUGUAACCGCCGUUUGGUCCCCGGUCGUGACAUCUUCAUGUAUAGAGAUGAUAGUGCUUUUUGCAGUCUAGAGUGCCGGCAGCAACAGAUGAAGGAAGACGAGAGAAAAGAGAAGUGCUCAUUGGCUUCCAAGAAAGAAGCUGCAACCACCACCUCCGCCGCCGAGGCCGAACCCGAAACCUCCACCAACGGCGAGGCUGUCGCCGCCUUCGCGUAGAUUAUAUAUAAUUCUCAUUAAAUCACGAAAUGAGUGGUUUAAGAGAGAUUCAAACCCUUUAAUUGUGUGUCAUAUUUGACACCCUUAGAUUAGUCAUACACUUUUUAUAUAUGG